GUUUGUUGUUAUUGUCACCUAGGUAUCGGCAAGACUGUUUUCACGAAGAAAGCAACUUUUGACUGGUCCCAGCAGAGAUAUUCAGAAACAUUAGGAGCAUUUGAUCUUGUCCUUCUGGUGAGAUUACGUGAUGUUAGUAAUCUCCAGGAUGUUCCGUCCAUUCUAACGGCUUGUGAAGUGCUGGAUAGUAAUGGUGCAAUUUCUGUACACAACUUGUAUGAUUACGUUCGUCGCCAUCAAGAAAAAGUCUUGCUUAUCUUGGACGGCUACGAUGAAUAUGUUUACAAUUCAAAAAACGAGUCGCCUGUCUUCAAAAUCUGGAAAAAAAGUCAAUUAAGAGAUUGUUGUGUUGUAAUUACUUCAAGGGAAAUGAAAGCUGAGACGUUGAGAAAUUAUAGUGAUGCUCAAUUUAAAAUUGACGGCUUUAAUUAUCAGCGCCAAGAAGAGUUCGCCCGUAGAUUUUUGAAAGAUGAUAAAGAUAUUGAAGAUUUUUUUAUGUACUUAUGGCAGCACAACCUAAGUGAACUAGCACAAAUUCCCCUACUGCUCUUAAUGUUGUGCUUGCUCUGGACAAAAACAACACGUGAAGAACUACCAAAAGAACGCGCAGACAUCUUCGCCCAGUUCAUGACAACCAUGUUUGAUCACAUGUGUGAAAAAAAGUCUGCUGAAGAAUCGGUUUCUGCCAAAGAUUACUCAGAUGAAUUAUACGCAUUAGGACGCUUGGCCUUUAAAGCCCUUUUGCAAGGCCAGCUUUAUUUCCCUUUUAGUCAGUUACCUGCUGGCUACAGUUUAAUCGAGAGGCUGAUUGAAGUCGGCCUUUUUCAGGUUUUAAAUAUGGCGACUUUGAAUCCUGAAAAAGGCGUGUACUUUAUUCACAAAUCCGUCCAAGAAUACCUGGCUGGGAAUUUCCUAAAAGAAGACCUGACAUCUAAAAAGGCUGAAGGCACCAAUUCCCUGUCAAACGUGGACUCAGUUGAAAAGAUCUUUAAAAUAAAUGAAGCGCUCAAAUUUGCUGGUGAGUUGUCAGAAGAAGCCGCGCGCGACAUUCUGAUUCAACUUGGAAUGGCGGCGAAGAAAGAAGAACUGACAGAGUUUAAAUUCGACAACGAAACACCCUCAAAGAAGGACUUGUCAGAAGAACAAAGAAAUUUUAUUAGUCUUUGUAAUGAGUUAUUUUUCUACUGCUCAGCUGAGACAAGAAAAAACCUCUUUCCUACAUUUCUUUCCUCUUUAGGAGGAGUUCUUGUAAUUAAUGAUAAGCAGCUAAAUGUUAUCGUAAUGGAAAAAUUAGUUCAAACUGCCGAAACACCCAACUACGUUUUUUUUAGUACAAAGGAGCAGGACUAUAGUAAUUUAAUCAUUUUAACACAACAAUUAAACGCAGUUAUUGUUAGCUCUGCAGGAGAAAAGAAAGCAUCAGAAAUUUUAAGCAACUUAACAUGGCGUCAUAUUGGUGAAUUUUUUUUAAAGAAAGAAGAAAACAACACUCACCUUUAUUUAGCUAAAAUUGUUAAAGAUAAAGAUGAAGACAUUCCUUUUCCUUGUGAUAUAAUAAAGGCGCUAAUAAGUAAACAAGAGACAACAAAGAAGACAAACAUGAAUGGUGAUGAGUCAAGUGAAGAGAGCAGCAGCAGCUGUUGUUCAAAGCGUCAUGGUCUCUCCAGGGUUCGGAGGAUUAAAGCUCGGUGGGUGAACAGGUCAGAAGUGGAACAGCUGAUUGAGAUGAUGGCGUUUAUCACCGCUCCACACCAGAUAAUGGUUGUGGGUGAACACGGUGAAGUGUUGGAUGCUGAGGUAACAGAGUCUCUGCUGAGGAACAUCCAAGUAACACACAAACUGAAGGAAUUAAUGCUUCAUUUACCGUAGUUGCCAGAAGACAUAGUCCAAGAGUUUUCUGAGGUUGAAGCUCUGGAAUUGGACCCAAUGAAGUAACAUCAUCACCUGCUGUGGAGUUGUUCAUCAGCAAUUUAUUUAAAAAAGCACCAAACUUGGAGUCGCUCCACAUGUCAUCCAAUCCUCUUCUGGGUGCAGGAGUAGACAGCUUGAUUCAACAUCUCAGCUGCGCUCCUCACCUGAAGGGACUGGGGCUUGGAGGAGUGAAGAUGACUCCACAGCAGGUGAUGGAUCUGUCAUCAGCCAUCAAGCAGCACAGCAACAUCACUCUACUGGUGUCAUACUACCACGUAAGUUUUCCAAUUUUAUCGCAAUUUGUUUCUUUAUUCUUUGUUUACAGUUUAUUUCUACUCAGCUCUUGCCUUUCGCCAUUUUCCUUUCUUUGUCAUUUUUAUACUCGACAAAACACGAGAUUUACUUUUGAAAACAAAUCACAAACUUUAGCAGAUUCAAAGUAUCAUUUCAAAUUCAUUCCUUUCAAUUGAUUAAACUAAAUCCAAAAAAAUGUUUUAACCGAGAACAAGUAAAUUAAUCUGAAGGUGUUUUCACUGUGCAAAAUAAUGGAUCAGCGAGCAGAUAUGAAAUUUCUCUUCGAGUCUGGUUCAACUCGAUAUGAGCUGACUUAACAAACUUGUGAUAUAUGUAUUAAAACAAAAAUUCCAUAGUAUUAAUUUCUCAAUCAAUUUUAAUUCAUUACUUUUCAUAAAAUGAUGAAUAACAAGCAUAAAAUCAAAAAAAUGUUGUGUUCAUGUUCAAUUCAAACAAACAAAAUUUGCAAAAAUCAAGAGAAAAAAAGGUUAACCACUUACAGUUUCACUUUUAUCUCUAAGGUUUUCGUAAAAUCAGCUAAACUCAAGUAAAGUUUCUUUGAGAGUCCAGAAAACGAAGAAGUCUUUUUAGAGCUGUCCUUUUGUUUGAAUGUCCCUUGCGUUUCGGUAAAUGCUUGUCCUCCCGUAAAUAACCUGACUGUAGCGUAGGUUUUUGAGAUAGCGUUCCACAAAAAAUAUAAUUCCUCUGAGACACUUUGGUUGAAAUUUAACACCAUACAUUAAAUCAUAGGUAAAAGCACUCCUCAAUGGUACUAGCUGUGUAUUUUUGUCGGUUACUUGUUUUCCAGUUUUACGACGAACACAAGAAAUCCUGCGCCACUUCGUGUCUUGUAUGAAUGAGUUGAAGUUCAUAAAUGUAGUUUCCUUUAGCUUGCACAAAUCCUUUGACAAAUUCCUGAGUACACGAGACGAAUUUUUCUCUUAACUGGUAUUUUACGGUGUUUUCUCAUUCUUUUUGAGUCCAUCUUGAGUAUUUUUGCGUUGAAAGUUUUCUUUGAUGAGCAAACUCAACUGAAGUGAACAACAAACUACAAAACCAGCAAACUGUCAUUCAAAGUGGCGUGAGAGGAGGCUUGUGACGUGGCGACAGCUGAUUGGUUAUAUAACUAUCCACGUGGUAGAAUUUUCCCACCUUUCGUUAUGCAGCGCAGCAAGCGUUUUUUCAGACGAGACGCAGGUUUUUUUGCGCCUCCCCUCCCAACCCCCACUAAGGAAAAACUGAUCUGUGAGGAUUUUAUGAGACCAAGGUUAAUAGAAGAAAGGGCUCCAAGGUUUCAAUAAUUCGCACAUUUUAAGAGUAUAUUAUUUGAUUUUGCUGUUUUGAAAGUCUUGCAUGCAAAUUUUAGGGGUUGAAAAGUAGAAUGUGGUCUUUAAGCUGCGGGCACCUUUAGAGGUGUGUCCAAGAAGUCAGAUGUAUUUUUUUUUGGUUUUGUCGUUUUCCCCUCGUUUUCGUAUUUUUAACUCCUUUUUUCAACAGAACUUUAUUUCGUGAGGCCCUUGCUUUUUCUGUAUGUAGGUAAUUUCUAAUCACUAUUAAACGGCACAAAAAUUCGGAAAUUUAGGGUUGACAAGAAAAAAUCAGGAACUUCUCGUGCAGCAACCUAAAGGGUGGUUUCCACUAGCGACGGAGUCGGAGUUGGAGUCGUAAGAUUGCUUAUCAGGGGCACCCAACGACAAUUUUCGGAAAAUUAUCUGUUCGGAAGACGAUUUGAGAUCUAGAAUUUUCGGAUCAUUUUCUGAAAAAUUUCUUGCUUGCCUGCUUCUCCUAGGAUUUUCGAACAUCAAAAAAAUGGUAUAAUUGCCCAUUUUUAACGGAUUUUUACCCUAAUAAGGUCACCUAGAAUUUUCGGGAGCCUUUUUUCUGGCUGAAAUUUUCGGAAAGGUAGAUUUUGAUCCCUAUAAUUUUCGGAUCACUAUACUUUCAGCUAGGAAAUCCGAACAGAUGAAAAAUUUUUAGGGGAUAAAAAUAAGCCUUUAUCUACUGUUUAAAUUCUAAAGUACGUUCAACAAUGCUAUGUUUAUGUGGUUUUGAACUAUAUUCUCGUUGGGUGCCCCUGGCUUAUGACCUAGUGAAAAUCAAAAAUCGGAGUCGUAAGCGGAGUAACCUGAGAUCAGGCUCUGUUUUCGUUUCGCUUUGAAAAUUACAUUAGGGCGGGCAAGGCGAUUUUUUUAGCGGUAGCCGUUAGAGAGAAUGCAUGAGAACCGCUAAAAUUGGGCCUGAUCUCAGGUCAUAAGAGGCGUGAUAAGCGCGCCGGAAUCGGAGUCAGAAGAAUUAGAACGUUUCCAUUUCUUCCGACUCCGCUUACGUUCCGCUUAUGAUUUAGUGAAAACCAGGUUGUCAGAAUCGGAAGCAGAAGCAGAAGGAGAAACCAAUCCCGAUGCACGUUCUCACGCUUUGUGAUUGGUUUCGUUCUUUCGCUUCUGCUUCCGGCUCUGACAAUCUGGUUUUCACUAGAUCAUAAGCGGAACUUAAGCGGAAUCGAACGCUGUUUUCACUAGAUCAUAAGGUCUACGCUUUUGAUAACGACUCCGACUCCGACUUCGACUCUGCCACUAGUGAAAAGCAGCCUUAAUUUUGAGACACUCACAAGAAAGUUUUUUAGCGCAGCGGUACUCGCAAGACCAUUCAGGACGAAAUUACUGUUUAGGGACGUGGAUUUUAAGACUUUGAACUAAAUAAGACCUCGGAACGGAUUGCAAAAUGAGCGAAAUCUCUUGUUUAGUCCUAAAUAUAACUAAAUUAAAGAAGAAAAACGUCUUUGUCGCAAGCAGAAAUUUCUAUAGUACUACUUUGACUAUGUGUUUUAGAAAUGACCUCUUUUCGGGGUGGAAUCAGCUUGAGCUUUACUCAGAUUGGUCUUAAAGUUCCAAGGGUGAUCAACAUAAACUUUCUCCUGACAUUAUCAAAACAUCAUCAAUAGAAAAGGCUAGGAGAAGUAAUAAGCUGAUGAAUAAAGGAGACUGAGUACUUUGAUCUUUUAUCAAGUUCUCUCAACUACUUCUAUAAGGCAAUGUAUGGACACUAGUGUGGAGAAUUUGUUUUUUAUAUAUUGGGGCUUAAUGGGUUAAGGGUAAAAUUCUAGUUGUCCGAUGAGCAUUCACGUCCCCAUCACAUAGUAGUUAACCCCUGGGGUUAUUUUUACCCUUUAAUUGCUUAUCACUUAAUGAAAGGUUUUAAAAUCUAGACUACACUUUCGAUCUUUUAAACGUUGCUUUAAAAGUUGAAUGGUGCUAGUGUUAUUUUGUGAUUUGUUGUAGGAUUUUGACGGGAACCCCUACCCUGAACAUGAAUGGCCGUCAGAAGACUUUUGGAAAAAGAAGUACCCCAGUCUCUUUUCUCACUCAUCAACUGAAUCACAGACGCAAAAGCAACAGGUUGGUCAUCAACUUUGGCAAAAGAAAAUCGAGUAUAAUAUUUCCUGAGUUUGGUUAUUUCCUGGGGAAAAAAAAACUGGAAAAAAAAAAACAUUCCGUUUAAAAACGUAUGGUUUUUCUUCAGCUUUUCAGGAGUUCACUUAUUAUAAACUGAAACUGAGGGAACAGGAAAUAUGUUUUGUAUCAUAGUAGUUUCAGGCUGGUUUUUUUUUUCUAGUCGCGAUUUCACAAAAACUGAGUCAAAUCAAAACAGUGCAGUUGAAUAUAAGUCUUACUAACGAUAACAAGUUAUUUUUGUGGUCUUAGGCUCUUAGCUCACUUCUUUUAAGAAGUGAGCUAAGUCAUACCGAAACCGACGGUUCUCUUACAACGAUGGCUUUUAAUUGUGGAAGUUACUGUUCGAACAAUAUUGCAACGGACUGCAAUCCGUUUUGGAAACACCUCUGGUUUUGGAAACAACCUGAAGUUUUCUUCAUACGUUUUUUACCGUUCGGGAAGUCGAUUUAAUCGUGCACUUUGAAAAAACUUGCUGAUUUUCGUACGUGAAGUUUAUACAAGCCGCGAGAAAAUGUGGAUCUUUGAGAUGUGUCAACAGUAGACUGAGGUUCUGUGUUUGUAUAGUGUUGUUUUCAUUACUAACAGAAGAGCUUGUUUUUGCUCAACCAUCUUAUCGGCUCAUCAACUCUUAGCCUGUUUGAGGCGUUCAGAUAGUGGAAAGUGCCACUCUCCACUAUCUGAAAGCCUGGAACAGGCUCUGAUAAACUCUUGUUUUCUUUUACCACUCGAACAGAUUCCUGCAGAGACUCCCCUCAGUAUUCACGACUCACCAUUCCCCGCUGACGAUCGAGACACCGUGGGAAGAACAUUUUCAGCGCCUCCUGAUCCUACCGGUAAGGUUUCUUGGUCAAACGUCAGUUUUCUUUUCUGAGAUGUCCUUCUUUUUAAUAAUUGCGGUGUAGACGUGCACCAAGUUGCUGUUGUCGCAUCCUGUCAGUAAUUUUUAUGAAGGAAAUCGGACUUUCACAAUUAUGUUUAUCCAUUAGUCUGUUUAUAGACCAAAAAGGUAUUCUACCUAGUACUACCCGGCAUGAGUAUUUAACGAACCAGGCCUCGCUAUCAUAUACAGAAACGAAAAGCAGAACAGUCACUGGGGAAGUUUAAAAGGAAAAGAUCUUGUUCCGAUGUAGGCAUUUUCCCGGUGUUCCGUAAAGUGAGCGCUGUUUGCAGUAAUUAUAUAAAUUUAGUAGUAAAACAGGGGGAACAUAACAUUAAGAAAGGAUAAAUGUUCCAGAAGUCUAUCAGUCAGAAAUCGAUGGUUUCGUUUAUACCAUCAUGUGACGUGGUUUCUUUUUUGUUCCUUUAGCAGAUCCAAUGUUAGCAGUGUCGUCCAUUUCUACAGCACAUGGAUCCAGUCACGGUCUGACACCCGCUGCAGCCUACAGUGGUACCCUCCUUCAUAACGUUCAGUAUUCACAGCAUUACUCCUCACCUGAUAUAUACACCUAUCACCACAGUGCCCCCUCCACCAUCUUAACACCUGGAGGAUCUUUGGGUAACGAUUCGCAUCUUUUCACAGGUUCUGGCCUGUCUACAGUCUCACAGGACGAGCCCGAGGUGGGUUGUUUGUCUGUUAAUGAGGUAAUGAGGUUUUAUUCACGAAAUUGUUUUUAAUCAUAGGCUAGGAUUUAUAUUUACCGAGAGAGACUUCAUGGAACAGGCGCCUUCUAAGUAAAAAACGUGUUAGAAGGAGAGUUAUUCAACUUCGCUGGGCUAUAAACGUGUUAGAACUCGACGUACAACCCUGUAACUAACCUCUCUAUUAGGCUGAAAACUCUGCCGGUAAGCCGGACACUGGGUGUUGGUCUCUUCUCUGCAGCUUUCCAAUCAUUCUACUGUAACUUAACCUUUUAUACCACUAAGACGCGGACACCACUCUGAAGCGGACAAUUGGAGUUGGAAUCCAUCUUAGAGAGAGUUAGCUUUUGACAGAAAGGGUCAGCUGAUUAUUUCCUAGAUCAUACGCUUAGCUGAGUGAUCUUAAAAACUGUGAAAUGUUUGUUAGCGGGAGAUCACACGUUUACUUUGGUUCCGUACUGAUACUUGGUCCCUUUUUACAGAGCGAAACUCGCCCCAGUACUCAGGACGUGCCGUCACACGAUCCUGGAACCGCAGGACCAGUUCCAGUGCCUCUCCAUUCUGCUAGUAAGGUUUUCAUCCAUGUUACAACUAAAACAAAAUUCUACAAUUUAAUAAGCUAG
Molecule: messenger RNA, 7858 nt
Organism: Porites lobata
Lineage: Eukaryota; Metazoa; Cnidaria; Anthozoa; Scleractinia; Poritidae
Source: the annotation of a GenBank genome assembly